Messenger RNA from Williopsis jadinii, 1613 nucleotides. It is a transcript of the gene BFR1, whose product is annotated as Bfr1p. The transcript has a single exon. NCBI's taxonomy places the organism in Eukaryota, Fungi, Ascomycota, Saccharomycetes, Phaffomycetales, Wickerhamomycetaceae. Gene Ontology annotation, biological process: intracellular mRNA localization. Bases 94 to 1470 code for a protein of 458 amino acids. Gene Ontology annotation, cellular component: endoplasmic reticulum; nuclear outer membrane-endoplasmic reticulum membrane network; ribonucleoprotein complex. The record is from RefSeq and is a predicted model, not a curated record. Gene Ontology annotation, molecular function: mRNA binding.
CGAAAAUUUCGACAAUUUGUCCAAAAAGGACACACACACACUUAGCCAUUGUGUCAGCAGAAAGACUAACCACAGCCGUUGUCCAAUAAAGCCAUGUCCGAAGAACAGGAGUUCAGAGUCCAGAGACGUUUCAUCAAGUCUCCUGAUACGAAGAGCAGGGACGAGGCAAUCGCAAAGAUCAAUGCCGAGAUCAAGCAGAAGGAUGCUGAGUUGGCCCAGAUCAAGUCCCAGUUGGCCAACGCGGUCACCGACCCAAAGGUUUCCAAUGAGCGUAAGGCACUGCUGGACGAGCUCAAGGAGCUGAGAAAGACCCAGGGCGACCUGAAAGGUAGACGUACCGUCAUCUCUACAAGAAUUAGAGAGAUUGACAGCGGCCUGAAGAGAAAGAUCUCUGAGGUUCAAGCUGUCACCUCAAAGUACAACUUCAAGAGUGCUGCCGACGUUGAUUCUCGUAUCGAGUCACACGAGGAUGAGAUUGCCACUGGCCACUUGUCCCUUGUUGAAGAGAGAAGAUUGGUGAAGGAGAUCUCCAACCUGAGAAAGGUUCGUAAGGAUUUCUCCAGUUUAUCAGCCCAGCAGGAGUCCAUCGACGCCGAUAAGGCCAAGAUUGCCGAGUUGAAGAAGGAGCUGUCCACCAUCAACUCCCGUGAGAUCUCAGAGAAGUUUGAGUCCGUUCAGAAGAAAUUGGAUGAGUUGUCUGUCUCGAACAAGUCCGUCAAUGAAAAACGUGAUGCCCUGUACAAGAAGCGUAACGCAUUGCACGCUGAUAAGGAUACCCUCUACGCCUCUCUUAAGAAGACCCGUGACGACUUUGACAAGCAGUUCAAGGCAUUCAAGAAGGCUCUUGCUGACGAGCGUCAACGUGUUGCAAAUGAGGAGGCCAAGUUCAAGACUGAAAGGGCCAAGUCUGAGCGUAAGGCCAAAUUGGACAAAGAAUUGGCUGAGGCUUCAAGACCAGCCUUCACCUAUGAAAUCGACACAAUCCACGCCCUCUUGACAUACUUUGAUCCAACUUAUGUCAAGCCGGAGGAGGAGUUUGGUUUCAACUCAACUAACGGUGCAAAGAAGGCCACCCCAGCUGUUGAUGCUCAUACACAGGACUACGUUGUGAUCAAGAAGGAGAACGACGUGUUCCUUGCUGGUACCAAGACCGGUAAGAAGCACAAGAAGUCGUCUCAAAAGAAGUUCACACUGGAACCAGAUGUUAUUUCUCAGUUGGGCGAUUUGGACCUUGGAUUGCCAACUUCAAAGGACGACGUUCCAAAGAUCAUUGAGGACUUGAAGACCAAGCUAGACAAGUACUCCUCUGCCCAAAAGGAAACCACUGAAAAGAACAUUGAAGCUGCGAAGGCAAAGAUCGCUCAAUGGGAGGCCAAAUGGGCCGAAGAAGAUGCUGCAGAGGCUGCAAAGGCUGAAGCUGAUAAGGAGAAUGUUCCUGAAGAGGAGAAUGUCUCUAAAACUGAAGAGUAAAGACCUAAGCAUGGCCCCUCCAUUCCUUACAGAACUUCAUCCACCGAAAAUAACUAUGUAGAAACCAAUUAUUUAGUUUCCAAUAUUGAAACACAUGUAUAUGGUGAUAAUAUAUAUCAACAGCUAAUAAUCUGUGUCAUACU